This is a messenger RNA of Arctia plantaginis, 1722 nucleotides long. Lineage: Eukaryota; Metazoa; Arthropoda; Insecta; Lepidoptera; Erebidae. The record is from the annotation of a GenBank genome assembly.
AUGACAGAGGAAAAUAUAACAAUAAGCGACAACUCCGAUUUAGAGGAUGGCGGAAAUCCUGAACUUCGUGGAUACUUGAGCAAAUGGACAAAUUACAUUCACGGUUGGCAGGACAGGUUUAUUGUUUUAAAAGAUUCCACAUUAUCAUAUUACAAAAGUGAACUGGAGAGUAAUCUCGGAUGCCGAGGUGCCUUAUGUUUGAAAAAAGCCAAAGUCAAGCCCCAUGAGUUUGAUGACUGCAGAUUUGAUGUGUCAGUUAAUGAUUGCGUCUGGUACCUAAGAGCCACUAACCCAGAGGAAAAACAGCAAUGGAUUGAUGUUUUGGAGUCUUUUAAAGGGCCAGAUUCACAUAUACGAGAGAUUGCAGUUGGUCAGAAAAAACGAAGCACUGAUGUUGAAUCAGGUUACGGCACAAGUUCAGACAGCAGUUCCAAUGGCGGUGGGCUGCGAAGACAUGGUUCGGCGACAUCCUUGCAGUCAACUGGCUCACAUGGAAGGACAUCGAGACGUCUGGCGGAGAAGAUCGCAGAGCUCGACACUUACAACGAGUUGCUAUCGAAGCAGGCGGUGCAGUUACAGCAGUACUUCGACAUGUGCAUCACUGCUUACCCACAGAUCAACGAUGACGUCGACAAUCCGAUCGACGCUGUCAAGCUGGCCGAUGGUAACGACCUGAGUCUCCAUGCCGGGGAAGUGCGUGCAACAAGUGCAUCAUUUCGAGCUACCAGCGGCGCUACACUAACCACGCUACAGCACUGCGCCGAACUACUCCGUCGACGUGAGAAACAGGCGCGACAGGCUGAAGAACUUUAUAUGGCUUUAAAAAAUCAGUUAACAGAAGCAAGAUUGGCUUCAAAACCAGGACCAGAUCAUGAGGAAGGACCUCAUUCUACACUUCCAGACGACGAGUUUUACGAUGCAGUGGAGACAGGAUUCGACAAGAUGGAAGAGGAGCGUUGCGCAAGAGUCGUGCCACCGUCAGUGCACACGCGCGAUCAGGUGGAAUUGCCGCCCCCAGUCAUUGAUAACCGUCUCACAUUGCACCCCCUCUGGCCAGAGAUUGAUAGGAUAUCAACGGAGCAGAUCCAAGCGGCAUUCGAAGGUGUCGGUGGUGAAAUAGGCUGGCAACUAUUCGCUGAGGAAGGGGACAUGAGGAUGUAUAGAAGAGAGAUGGAGGUGGACGGCAUGGUGACAGAUCCUCUGAAGGCAAUGCACAAAGUGCGGGGAGUGACUGCGCGCGAAAUGUGCCAUUACUUCUUCAACCCGCGAUACAGAUACGAGUGGGAAACAACGUUAGAAACUAUGACAAUAGUUGAGGAGAUAUCGUCGGACGCACUGGUAUUCCAUCAAACGUUCAAGCGCAUCUGGCCUGCCUCACAGCGGGAUGCUCUGUUCUGGUCCCACGUGCGUCAGAGUAGCGAAAACGCAUACGCUACUACAAAUCAUUCCACUACAAAUGUUGAAUACCCGGCUAAUACCGGCGCAUGUAUCCGUUUGUUCGUGACCGUGUGCCUGGCGUGCCGCACUACAUACCCUGCUGGCGAGCAGCCUACCAGAGAUAAUGUCACAACCAGCAUUGCUUACUGCAGUACAGUGAAUCCAGGUGGCUGGGCUCCUGCGGGCGUACUCAGAGCCGUCUACAAGCGAGAGUACCCUAAAUUUCUUAAGCGAUUUACCAGCUAUGUGGUAGAACAAUGCAAGGGCAAACCUAUCGCCAUCUAG